Molecule: messenger RNA, 2409 nt
Organism: Astyanax mexicanus (Mexican tetra)
Lineage: Eukaryota; Metazoa; Chordata; Actinopteri; Characiformes; Acestrorhamphidae
Gene: abcf2a
Product: ATP-binding cassette, sub-family F (GCN20), member 2a
Exons: 15
Coding region: 158-1987 (609 amino acids)
Molecular function (GO): ATP binding; ATP hydrolysis activity
Source: RefSeq, a predicted model, not a curated record
CGGGACCUGAUUGGCUGGCGGGCCGGUAUUGAGGGCACGCGCCGCGUUUCUGCCGCGCUGUGUUCCAGGAGACGGCCGGCUGGUGUUCCGUUAGCGCAGCGCGAGGAGACGAUCAGAGAAGGGCUUUUCUUUCCUGUACCUGGGAUCCACUGUAGCCAUGCCAUCCGAUUUAGCAAAGAAGAAAGCAGCGAAGAAGAAGGAAGCAGCAAAGGCUCGUCAGAGGCCCAAGAAGGCUGAAGCAGUUAAUGGCGAUGGAGGGAAACCCGAGAGCCCAGAGAAUGGUGUGGCUGAGGUCAAUGGAGUUGCCAGCAUAACAAAGGAGCUGGAUGAGUUUGAGCUGAAGAAGACUGAGGCACGUGCUGUGACCGGAGUGCUGGCUUCCCACCCCAACAGCACAGAUGUGCAUAUCAGCAGUUUGUCACUGACCUUUCAUGGGCAGGAGCUGCUCAGUGAUACUAGUCUGGAGCUCAACUCAGGUCGUCGUUAUGGCCUUAUUGGACUUAACGGAACAGGUAAAUCCAUGUUGCUCUCUGCUAUUGGAUACAGAGAAGUGCCCAUUCCAGAACACAUUGACAUUUACCACCUGACGCGCGAGAUGCCUCCCAGUGAGAAAACUGCACUACAGUGUGUAAUGGAGGUUGAUGACGAGAGGAUCCAGCUAGAAAAAGAAGUUGAGAGACUCGCCCAUGAAGACUCGGAGUGUGAGAAGCUAAUGGACUUGUAUGAACGAUUAGAGGAACUUGAUGCAGCCAAGGCAGAGGUGCGUGCAUCCCGUAUUCUUCAUGGCCUGGGCUUCACUGCUGCCAUGCAACAGAAAAAACUCAAAGACUUCAGUGGAGGCUGGAGGAUGCGUGUUGCGCUUGCCAGAGCUCUGUUCCUCAAACCUUUCAUGCUGCUCCUGGAUGAGCCCACCAACCACUUGGACCUGGAUGCCUGUGUGUGGCUGGAGGAGGAGCUAAAGCAGUUUAAACGAAUUCUUGUCUUGAUAUCUCAUUCUCAAGAUUUUCUCAAUGGUGUUUGUACUAACAUCAUUAAUCUGCAUCAGCGUAAGCUGAAAUACUACACGGGUAAUUAUGACCAGUAUGUGAAGACUAGAGAGGAGCUGGAGGAGAACCAGAUGAAGCGCUUUAACUGGGAGCAGGAUCAAAUCGCUCAUAUGAAGAACUACAUAGCACGGUUUGGGCACGGCUCUGCAAAGUUGGCCCGUCAGGCACAGAGCAAAGAGAAAACCCUGCAGAAGAUGGUUGCUUCAGGUCUGACUGAACGUGUAGUGAAUGACAAGACACUGUCAUUUUAUUUUCCUCCCUGUGGGAAGAUACCCCCUCCUGUCAUCAUGGUUCAGAAUGUCAGCUUCAGAUACUCAGAUGAAACGCCAAUCAUUUAUAAAAGCCUGGAGUUUGGAAUUGAUUUGGAUACCAGGGUGGCCCUUGUGGGGCCCAAUGGGGCUGGCAAAUCAACACUAUUGAAGCUGCUCACUGGGGAGCUCCUCCCUACUGAUGGCAUGAUCAGGAAGCACUCCCAUGUCAAGAUUGGCAGAUAUCACCAGCAUCUGACAGAACAGCUCGAGUUGGAUCUGUCACCUUUGGAGUACAUGAUGAAGUGCUACCCAGAGAUAAAGGAAAAAGAGGAGAUGCGAAAGAUCAUUGGACGAUAUGGACUCACCGGCAAACAGCAGGUAAGUCCCAUCAGGAAUCUCUCUGAUGGUCAGAAGUGCCGUGUUUGCUUUGCCUGGCUGGCCUGGCAGAACCCCCACAUGCUCUUCCUUGAUGAGCCGACCAAUCACUUGGAUAUUGAGACGAUCGAUGCCCUCGCUGAGGCAAUCAAUGAGUUUGAGGGUGGCUUGAUGCUGGUUAGCCACGACUUCAGGCUUAUUCAACAGGUUGCUCAGGAGAUAUGGGUUUGUGAAAAACAAACCAUCACCAAGUGGAAGAAGGACAUCCUGGCCUACAAAGAACAUCUGAAAUCCAAAAUUGACAAAAAUGCAUGAUGCGCAAGAUCUGCAUCUUCCACAUGACAAUUUCCAACAAUCUGCAUCUUCACUCUCAUUCUUGUGGACACCCCAAAGCAUGCAUGUUCAUACUUCAGUUGAAGCACUAUCUACUGCAAACUCCCCUAUUGUUUUAUUUUGAUUAAUUGGUUUCCUCCCUCUUGCCCUUCCAUGUCCCCUUCUGUUCUAAUUGGUGUGAACUCAAAGUAAAGUCAAGGCAGGUGUGCACUUAAACAUUAAUGCAGGACAUUCAUCAUUCAUCUGAGCAGGAUUAUGGCUGACAUACUAUAGACCAAGAUAUAUUACAUGGGCUCUUGCAGAGCUUUUUUUUGUUUGUUUGUUUAGUUUUUCUUUUAUUUAAUGCUGUAUCUGCAAUAAUGGAGUUGUCUGAAAAUGCUAAAUAAAAUAACCUUUUCCUAUAA